Messenger RNA from Fonsecaea erecta, 2757 nucleotides. RefSeq lists its product as hypothetical. Gene Ontology annotation, molecular function: RNA binding. Gene Ontology annotation, biological process: RNA processing. Gene Ontology annotation, cellular component: nucleus. The record is from RefSeq and is a predicted model, not a curated record. Lineage: Eukaryota; Fungi; Ascomycota; Eurotiomycetes; Chaetothyriales; Herpotrichiellaceae. Bases 1 to 2757 code for a protein of 918 amino acids. The transcript has a single exon.
AUGCCUCUUUCCAACAACGACGUUUCUUCCAAACUCGGCCCCCCCUCGAAGAAGUCCAUCUUCGAGCGACAGAAAGCAGAGGCAGAAGCGAAAAAGGCCCGAGAAAAAGCAGAGACAGCAGCGGCCCUCGAAGAUUUUGUGAAGAGUUUUGAAGAUGAUGGGGACCACACCUCAGGCUUCCCUUCAAGGCGCGGCUUCGGAGGUGAAAACAGAGGAGGCUUUGGCUCUGGCGCCAGCAACCACGGUCCCGUUGCCCUAGGCAAGCGACAUUUCACAAGCUCGAGUUUGAAGAGUGGUCCUGGUAGCCUGGGACCGAGUCCUUCGCUGCCAAGGAGCGGACCUGGUAGCUUGGGACCAGCGCCUGGAUUUGGGAGAAAGAGACAAUAUGACGAAUACUCAGGACGGGAUCGAGACCGAGAGCGCGACAGGAAGGACAGGGUGCUUUCUUACAGUGACAAUAAAGAUGCGGACAACAGGAGGGACUCGCAUGCGUUUGGCCAAGAUGAGGAGGACGAUACACGGGACACAGAUGAACUCGAGGCCGCAGCGAAACCUACAUUACAUCUCGCCUCCCUUCCACCUGAGACAUCUCCGGCGGUUGUUAAGGCUCUCUUUACCCCUUCGCCGCUGAAUGUCGAAAGUGUCAGCAUCCUCCCGCCAGCGCCAGGCUCAGCCGCUGACAGAAAAUCCAUCUCGGCGAUUGUCACGCUCGCCGCUGAGACCCCAGCGGCAGAUAUUGAAACCAUGGUCUCGCAUCUCCAGAACAAAUACCUUGGUUUUGGCUUCAACCUGUCGAUCUCUCGCCAUCUGUCUUCGGCGGCCUUAACGGGCAGAACCUCAUUGGGCAGCAACGCUCCGUCGGCGCUCUUGAACAGUCUUCCCUUCGGCGCAAAGCCCGCGCCACAGCACACGUCCUUAUCCCGCGCUCCUCCACCAUCUCAAGCCGCUGCAGGUAACCGCUUCGCUCCUCCCGCUUCAUACAUUUCAUCAACACCCUAUGGUCCUCGAUCGAUGAACAGUAUGCCCCCUACACAGGUCACCGUACAAGUCCCGAAUGAUCUCAGACAACUCCGAUUGAUCCACAAAACCAUUGAAGCUCUUUUGACCUAUGGUCCUGAAUUUGAAGCAUUGCUCAUGUCCCGACCGCAAAUCCAACGUGACGAACAAUGGGCUUGGCUUUGGAACUCAAGAUCAACAGGCGGGGUCUAUUACCGUUGGCGUCUUUGGGAGAUUCUCACCGACUCCAAAUCGCGUCGCAGGCAACGUUAUGCGGCGUACGGGAUGCGACAAUCACAAGGUGACGUAUUAUUUGAGGGACAAUCUACCUGGAUCCCUCCGGAAGAGGACCUUAAAUUCGAAUACACCACCCGCCUCGAGGAAUUCAUUUCUGAUGAAGACUACAAUUCUUCAGACGAAGAAGGCAUCGAUGAUGACAACAGAGGAGGUGGACUAGCUAGACGGUAUCAUGAUCACCAAAAGCUCGCUAACAUCACUGACUCGACGGCCGAAAACGACGGCACGGGUUAUCUGAACCCGCUUGCAAAGACGAAACUCGUUCAUCUGCUCAGUCGCCUUCCUGAAACGAAUGCAAGACUGCGUAGGGGUGAUGUUGCACGUGUAACGGGAUACGCAAUUGAGCACGCCGGGGCUGGGGCGGAUGAAGUAGCAGAAAUAGUCACGAGAAAUGUGGUGCGACCUCUUUGCUACAGCGUGACGAGACCAAAAGGAGAAUCAAACGAUGAGGAUAACCAUCAUGACGAUGAGAACGGUGAUGGCACGCCAAAGCACUCGGGGGAUAGGGAACCUUCCGGGACAGAAGACCCUGAUCAACGCCCUAAACCAAAGAUGAAGGAUACAACCCCGGCCUCGCUGAUAGGCUUGUACCUCAUAAGCGACAUUCUCUCGGCAUCUUCAACCUCGGGCGUGCGGCACGCCUGGCGCUACCGCUCUCUCUUUCAACAGCAGCUUCUCGCCCAGAACGUAUUACCAACUCUGGGAAAGUUCCCACAAAAGUACGAAUGGGGCAAGCUGAAGGCGGAGAAGUGGAAGAGACAGGUGCAAGUGGUCCUGGGACUGUGGGAAGGUUGGUGCGUUUUCGAGGAAGCAAGGAUGAAAGAAAUGGUGGAGGGUUUCCUGCAUCCACCUCUGAGUGAGGAGGAAGUAAAGGCCAAGGCCAAGGCCGAGCAGGAGGCCGAACGGGAGAAACAAAAAGAAAGAGACAAGGCUGCGGGAGGUGUCAGCCGCUGGCGCAGCGUGGACGAUGCCAGUGCCAGCGGAUCAGCCCCGUCCGAAGGCAAAACCAUAUCUACCGCCUUUGCCAAAGCAAAGCGUGCAGCCGACGACGGCGACGUGGAAAUGGACAUGGAUGGGACACCCAUGGCCGACGAUGACGGAGAGGGAGAUGCUGUCGAGGCCGAUGACCCAGAUGAAGACGGGGACGGGGACACAGUCCUGACGGACGAGAACAUCGACGGCGUCCCCCUGGUGGACAGCAGCGACGACGAAUACGAAGACGAGGAACGCGGACAACCGCCCCAAAGGGAUGGUCGAACAAGUGAAGAAGGGGAGCAGCUCCAGUCCGAAUCUCGGGAAGUGAGGGACAACGCCAGCAAGGAGGCAGGGCGAGAGGUGCAAGGACAAGCUGGUGCGAGCGGCCAGGCGACAGCGGAGUCCACAAAUGUUCCUCCGUCGACAAUGUCCUCCCAAGGCCGCAGAGUCCGCCCGAAGGCUGUGGAUUUCGACGACAUGUUUGAGUAG